UUUGGUGGGUAAUAUCGAUGAAGCAACUGCGAAGGCUACGAACUUAGAAAUGGAGGGGAAAUUGAAGAAAUGACUUUAAAUCUUUGUGUACUGACCCCCAAUCGAAUUGUUUGGGAUUCAGAAGUGAAGGAAAUUAUUUUGUCCACUAAUAGUGGACAAAUUGGAGUAUUACCAAAUCAUGCACCUAUUGCUACAGCUGUAGAUAUAGGUAUCUUGAGAAUACGCCUUAAUGACCAAUGGGUAACAAUGGCUCUGAUGGGUGGUUUUGCUAGAAUAGGCAAUAAUAAGAUCACCAUUUUAGUAAAUGAUGCCGAGAAGAGUAGUGACAUUGAUCCAGAAGAAGCUAAACAAACUCUUGAAAUAGCAGAAGCUAACUUGAGUUAAGCUGAAGGCAAGAGACAACUAAUCGAGGCAAAUCUAUCUCUCCGACGAGCUAGGACAUGAGUAGAGGCUAUCAAUAUGCUUUCGCAAUAAGAAAAUUGGUGUAUACGAAUAAUUCUAAAAAGUGAAAUAAAAAAAUGAAAUAGAAGAAAAUAUA
Messenger RNA from Arachis duranensis, 538 nucleotides. RefSeq names its product ATP synthase epsilon chain, chloroplastic. The record is from RefSeq and is a predicted model, not a curated record. The transcript has a single exon. Bases 70 to 384 code for a protein of 104 amino acids. Gene Ontology annotation, molecular function: proton-transporting ATP synthase activity, rotational mechanism. Gene Ontology annotation, biological process: proton motive force-driven ATP synthesis. NCBI's taxonomy places the organism in Eukaryota, Viridiplantae, Streptophyta, Magnoliopsida, Fabales, Fabaceae.